Molecule: messenger RNA, 1567 nt
Organism: Bactrocera dorsalis (oriental fruit fly)
Lineage: Eukaryota; Metazoa; Arthropoda; Insecta; Diptera; Tephritidae
Product: PE-PGRS family protein PE_PGRS30
Exons: 2
Coding region: 190-1428 (412 amino acids)
Source: RefSeq, a predicted model, not a curated record
GCCGCGGUUUAAGUAGUUAAAUAAGGAAACGCAUAGCGGCAGUACCAAAUCGGCAAGUGAACACCUCAGACAUUGAGUCCAGUAACCCAGAGUUUGUGAAAGUGAAAAACGUUUGUUUUAGUGAAGAAGUGGCGAUACUGGAUUUAAGAAAAUCAUUUUUUUAGAUACUGUUUUUUAAGUAAUAAAAUCAUGUCAAAAUUUGGACUUAUGCUGCUGAUACUGGGCACAACGACGGUGCUCUGGCAACAGGCGGAGGCCAAACCGCUGUUCUUGUUGUCGAAAAACUUUUUCACCCUUACAACUAGAGCACCUUCCACUGGCAGCGGCUAUUCCUACUCACCCAGCUCCUCAGCAAGUGGUGGUCUCGCUCAACUACCUGUUGGCAUCAUAAGUAGCAAAUUGGGUAUCAUCUCUAGUCUACUUUCCACUUUUGGUGGCGGCAGCGGUGGUGGCGGUGGCGGUUUUGGACUUGGCUUCAAAUCCAAUGUGGCUCCCACAACACGCAGACCAAAGAAGACCAAGAGUACAACCGAACCGAAUACUGUCUUUACACCGGAGACAAGCACAAGAGCCUAUACAACAACAACAACUACCACUGCCGCCACAACCACAACAACGACCACUGCGGCACCUGAGGAGCCAGUGAGCACAACAACUGCUGCCACAAUCGAUGUCAAGCCAACAGUGAUCGCACAGCGUCCAGCUGUCAUUGAACCGACGGAAGCGAGCGAAAGUGUAGCUAGCAGCAAUGUAAAUAGUGGUUUCGAAGUCAUUUAUGACAAUACAAAUAAUGGAGAUCAGAGUGGUGCUUUAGCACUGACGAAUGCGGAGGGUACUUCAAAUGGUGCCAGUGGUGUCAGUGCUGCUAGCUCUAGUGGUUCUAAUGGUGGAUACGAAGUCAUUUACUCCAACUCUGGUAACGGUGGUUUGGAAGCCUCUGCUGGGGUCGGAGGUUUAGGUGGAUUUGGAUUUUCUGGUGCAGUUGGAGGUGCAGUCGGAGGUUCGGAGGUUUCAACAGAUGGUGCCAGUGGUGUCAAUGCUGCUAGCUCUAGUGGUUCUAAUGGUGGAUACGAAGUCAUUUACUCCAACUCUGGUAACGGUGGUUUGAAAGCUUCUGCUGUAGUCGGAGAUUCAAACGGAUUUGGAGGUUCAGGUGGAUUCAGACUUUCUGGUGCAGUUGGAGGUUCUAGCGGGUUUGGAAUUUCUGGUGCUUUCGGAGGUUCUAACGCUUUCGGAAUUUCUGGCGGAGGUGGAAGCUCCAGCACAGCAGGAAGUUUAAGUGCUGGUGGUCUUACAAGUGGUGGCCUCACGAGCGGACGUCCCUCGAAUGGUGGCUACAACUACAAUAAACCGGAAGACACAAGUGUGAACGAAAUUUUCGGCGGAAACUUGAGCAACACCUACGUGCCAGUGUAUAGGUACAGAUAGAGGAAGCAUGAUGGAAUUGAACUUAGCGGUCAUGAAUCGAAUCACCUUCGAUCUAAUUAAGUAUUUAGUUCUAGCAGUGUUUGUUACGAAAACGAUUUGUUAAAAUAAAAUAAAAUCUAAAAUAUUAAGGAAAUAAUUA